AUGUGUGUCCUUGGGGGCAAGCCCCUAGACAACGGCAAUCUAAAACUGGAGAACGGCAGAAAGCCAACAGAUCUGACUCAGGAAUCAGCUCUUCGCAUAUUGAGGGCUCCCAGCGAAAAGAAAGCUCUCGAGAUUCCGAAUCAAGAUGACCAGAAAUCUUCUCAAAAGCUCACAGGAGACUUGUUGGACAUGGAGGGUGGCAAGGAGUGUGGAAAGAGAGAUGAGUCGUUCUUCAACACCCUCCAGGCCAUCAACAGGCCGGUCCCCCUCUUGCCGACUGACUAUGGUGCCGAGAAGAUGAACGGAACUUGUGUCCCUGGCUUCGGGACGAUUCCGACCCUGAAUAUGAGCGCUACAGGGCCUGGGCCGUUGUCGGGGCUGCCACCAUUCUCGUUCCCGUUGAGUACCUUCCAACCUCUGGGACUCAACGCAACGCCUGAGGUAGCAUCUGGGACGAUUCCUGGAUUUGGGCUGGGCUUAGGCGCGGGAGGCUUCCCACCAUCUGGUGGUUUGACGAAUCAGUUGAACUUGGGGGCGAUCAGUCCCGCGAUGCAACCAUUCUCUGUCUCACCAACUCCCUUUGUGAACAACCUUUCAGCUCUCCCGCUGCCGAGUGCUCCACCGGCGGCAACGGGGGGUGUGCAUUCUCAACCACGUCCUGUGCCCAAGCCGGUAAAUCCAAAUCCGGGACAGCAGCAAGCAUAUGAGGCAUGGAUUGAGUGGCGCAAGGCAACCGAACCAGGCUAUGCUUUGGAGUGCAAGAACCGGCAGCAACGCAGAGCCCAGAGAAGUUCGACAGUGCACAUGGGACCAGCUCAGGGUCCCCACAACGCAGUACAAGUGGGUUGA
This is a messenger RNA of Fusarium vanettenii 77-13-4, 849 nucleotides long. RefSeq lists its product as uncharacterized. The transcript has 2 exons. NCBI's taxonomy places the organism in Eukaryota, Fungi, Ascomycota, Sordariomycetes, Hypocreales, Nectriaceae. The coding region runs from base 1 to 849 and encodes 282 amino acids. The record is from RefSeq and is a predicted model, not a curated record.